AUGGGAUGGACCAAUACGAGUUCGCUGGAGGGUUUCAUCCUGCUAGGCUUCUCAGAGCACCCUCAACUGGAGUCUGUGCUCUUCAUAUUUGUCCUUUUCUUCUACCUUCUAACCCUUGUGGGGAACUUCACCAUCAUGAUCCUCUCUUAUCUGGAGUCUUCUCUCCACACGCCCAUGUACUUCUUUCUCAGCAACCUCUCCUUCCUGGACCUCUGUUUCACUACCAGCCUUGCUCCUCAAACUUUGGUUAAUCUUCGAGGGCCAGAGAAGACCAUCACGUAUGGUGGUUGUGUGGUGCAGCUCUACGUUUCCCUAGCACUAGGCUCCACUGAAUGCAUCCUCUUGGCUGUCAUGGCCUUGGAUCGCUAUGUGGCAGUCUGCAAGCCCCUCCAUUAUGUUGUCAUCAUGAAUCCUCGGGUCUGCCAACAGCUGGCUUCCCUCUCCUGGCUCAGCGGAUUGGCCAAUUCUCUUAUCCAUGCUACUUUUACCUUGCAGUUGCCUCUCUGUGGUAACCGCAAGCUGGAUCACUUCAUUUGUGAAGUCCCAGCUCUCCUCAAGUUGGCUUGCGUGGACACUACUGUGAAUGAGUUAGUGCUUUUCAUUGUUAGUAUCCUGUUCCUCAUCAUCCCACCCACCCUCAUCCUCAUCUCGUAUGGCUUCAUUACUCAGGCUGUGCUGAGGAUCAAGUCAGUGGAGGCCAGGCACAAAGCCUUCAGUACCUGCUCCUCCCAUCUCACAGUGGUGGUCAUUUUCUAUGGGACCAUCAUCUACAUGUAUCUGCAACCCAGCGACAGUUAUGCCCAGGACCAAGGCAAGUUCAUCUCUCUCUUCUACACCAUGGUGACGCCCACCUUAAACCCCCUCAUCUACACGUUAAGGAACAAAGAUGUGAAAGAGGCACUGAAGAAACUUUUCUCAGGAAAAUUGUGCACCUUACGGACGUGA
Molecule: messenger RNA, 945 nt
Organism: Dipodomys ordii (Ord's kangaroo rat)
Lineage: Eukaryota; Metazoa; Chordata; Mammalia; Rodentia; Heteromyidae
Product: olfactory receptor 2G3
Exons: 1
Coding region: 1-945 (314 amino acids)
Biological process (GO): G protein-coupled receptor signaling pathway
Cellular component (GO): membrane
Molecular function (GO): G protein-coupled receptor activity; olfactory receptor activity
Source: RefSeq, a predicted model, not a curated record